Danaus plexippus (monarch butterfly) is the source of this 2372-nucleotide messenger RNA. It is a transcript of the gene drk, whose product is annotated as growth factor receptor-bound protein 2. Gene Ontology annotation, molecular function: protein binding. Bases 235 to 870 code for a protein of 211 amino acids. Lineage: Eukaryota; Metazoa; Arthropoda; Insecta; Lepidoptera; Nymphalidae. The transcript is spliced from 6 exons. The record is from RefSeq and is a predicted model, not a curated record.
UUUAUGGCAACAUUUAACUUUGUGCAUUGAAAUGUGAAUGACUGAUGUAUAGUUGGAGAACGAAUAUAAUUCCCAUAAAAUUUAUCGUGAAACAAAAUUUUUCUAUUUUUCUGGUGUCCAAUGCAUACAUUAUGAUUACUUUAUUACCUUGACCUAGAGUGAUUGUAUAGUAUUGUAUACUUUGUGAGUUAUUUCGGUAAUCAGUGACAUUAGAGUGAAGUGCCUAAUUUGAACAUGGAGGCUGUGGCAAAACACGAUUUUACUGCAACUGCUGAUGAUGAACUCAGUUUUAAGAAGAAUCAAGUCCUUAAAAUACUUAAUAUGGAGGACGAUAUGAAUUGGUAUAGAGCCGAAUUAGACGGAAAAGAAGGUUUAAUACCUAGUAACUACAUACAGAUGAAAAGUCACAGCUGGUACUACGGCAGGAUCACAAGAGCUGAUGCUGAGAAACUGUUAGCAAAUAAGCCCGAAGGUGGCUUCCUCAUUAGGAUCAGUGAGUCAAGCCCUGGUGACUUCUCGCUGUCAGUCAAAUGCCCGGACGGUGUCCAGCACUUCAAGGUCCUAAGGGACGCUUCCAGCAAGUUCUUCCUGUGGGUUGUGAAGUUCAAUUCUUUGAACGAACUGGUGGACUAUCACCGCACCGCCUCGGUCAGCCGUCUGCAAGACGUGAAGCUGAGAGACGUGGUCCCUGAGGAGAUGUUGGUCCAGGCGUUGUACGACUUCACUCCUCAAGAGGCCGGAGAGCUGGAGUUCCGCCGCGGUGACGUCAUCACCGUCAUCGAUCGCUCCGACCAGCACUGGUGGCAGGGCGAGAUCGCUCACCGGCGCGGCUUGUUCCCGGCCUCCUACGUCACAGCCUACCACUCAUAGUGACAUAUCAGAUAUCAUCACCUGUCAUCAACUGUCAUCAACUGUCAUCACCUGUCAUCAACUGUCAUCACCUGUCAUCACCACUUAUUCCUAUACGUUGUAAUGUCGACGUCAAUUACAUAACGUAAUUGUUUAUUCAACACAUUGUUUUUCGUCCAUGGUGCUUACAUCAUUUGAACGCGCCUUCACUAGUGCUAGUACAAAAUAUAAAUGGAUGAAACAAGGAACAUGUUCUGUUUGACGAAUUUAUAACGUACGGAUGUUUAUGUCUGGUCGAUUGUUUUAUUUUAAUAUUGUAAUAUUGUUCACUAUCAGAAUACGAACUGACGGCAGAGUUAGUCUUAGUCUAAGCAGAAUUAGUCUUCGAUUCCCUCUAUUGUAUAACACGUGACGGACUCAAGCCAGGCUCAACACACAGCGAUCGACCGGACACGCCAGCGUCGUCCGCUAAACGUGCCAGAAUGUUAUUUUAGAUUUCUUUUUAAUUAAUAUAUUAUGUUUAGUGCGGCCAGAGGAUUACUGUCGAAGUGAUUUUAUCCAAGGAAUGAACAUUUGGACCAUUAUUUAUCCACAUUAGUGCAUAAUGCGGUUUCUUUUGAAAGAAAAAAAAAACGUUUACACUUUACACACAUACAUUUAAGGCGUAGUUACUAAGUUUUUCGGUUUUUUUAUAAUUUCAUUAUCGCUAUAUAAUAAAUAGUUAAAUGUAUCGAACGUAGCGUCCCCAGGCUUUGUAUCUCCCCAGCCGGGUGCGUGGGCUAGGGCCAGCUAAAAAGUCCUAAAAUCCUUAAACGCCUUCGCCUUAAUAACCACGUGAUAUAACUAGUUCCGGUCCUAAGCCCAUCGGCAUCCGGCCAUAGACUAAGGCGUUGUGUUUCGCACAAACGUUAAAUCAGGCAAUAAUUUUUUAUAUGAACGUGUAUAUUGCAAGGCUUUUGAUGUGUUCUAUAUGGUUUGAAUGGAGAUUUGUUACCCGUUUUAGUGUUUUUUUAUUUUUUUUUUUACAUGAAAAAUAUAUUAAUGAGCGUCAAUAUAUUAAAAAAAUAAUUAAUUAACGUGAUAACGAUUUAGUGUAGAGUAUUGACACUCGAGCGACGGGUGUGGCGUACUUAGCUAGCGUUUAAAACAAAUAGUCAAAGAAGAAAAGAAUCGAUGGAGUAUGAAAAAAAAAAAAAUUGAAAUAAUAACUUUGAGUGCUCGUUAAUCCAAUGUAGAUAUUUAUUUUUGUUAUUAAUGAUGUAUCCGGAAUGAUAAAAUGGAGGUCCUUUGAAACUACCCGCAGUAUAAUGGUAUGAGCAAAGCAUUUAACGUUGUGCAUUAUUGAUAUUGACACAUGUGAUGGUCGGAUCUGCAGUGUUUGUUCGCUUGUGGCAAGUUUUUUUUUUUUAUAUAAAUAAAGUGCUAUAAUCUAUUAUAAUCAAAAUAUUUAAAUAGUUAAGUUAUGAUUCUCCAAUAUUGUGGAAGAUGUAUAAUAUUUUUUACUAAUAAAUUUAAUAUUGUAA